AGGAGCGUCUGGAGUAGGGCCUGGACCAUGUCCCAGCUGGUAGAAUGUGUCCCCAACUUCUCGGAGGGGAAGAACCAGGAGGUGAUCGACGCCAUCUCCCGAGCGGUGGUGCAGACCCCGGGCUGCGUGCUGCUGGACGUGGACGCUGGCCCCUCCACCAACCGCACCGUCUACACCUUCGUGGGGCGCCCCGAGGACGUGGUGGAGGGGGCCCUCAACGCCGCCCGGGCCGCCCACCGGCUCAUCGACAUGGGCAGGCACAGAGGGGAGCACCCUCGGAUGGGUGCCCUGGACGUGUGCCCCUUCAUCCCAGUGAGGGGCGUCACCAUGGACGAAUGCGUGCUCUGUGCUCAGGCCUUUGGCCAGCGGCUGGCAGAGGAGCUGGGCGUGCCAGUGUACCUCUACGGCGAGGCAGCACGGACGGCCAGCCGCCAGUCUCUGCCGGCCAUCCGGGCCGGGGAGUACGAGGCCCUGCCUGAGAAGCUCAAGCAGGCUGAGUGGGCGCCCGACUUCGGCCCCAGCUCCUUCGUCCCCAGCUGGGGGGCCACUGUCACGGGGGCGCGGAAGUUCCUCAUCGCGUUCAACGUCAACCUGCUCAGCACCAGGGAGCAGGCGCACCGCAUCGCCCUCGACCUCCGGGAGCAGGGCCGCGGGAAGGACCGGCCAGGACGCCUGAGAAAGGUGCAGGGCAUCGGCUGGUACCUGGAUGAGAAGAACCUGGCUCAGGUGUCUAUGAACCUCCUGGACUUUGAGGUCACAGGGCUGCACACGGUCUACGAGGAGACCUGCAGAGAAGCCCAGGGGCUGAGCCUCCCGGUGGUGGGCUCGCAGCUGGUGGGCCUGGUGCCUCUGAAGGCCCUGCUGGACGUGGCCGCCUUCUACUGCGAGAAGGAGAACCUCUUCGUCCUGGAGGAGGGGCAGCGGCUCCGGCUGGUGGUGAACCGGCUGGGCCUGGAUUCCCUGUCCCCCUUCAACCCCAAGGAGCGGAUCAUCGAGUACCUGGUCCCCGAGGCCGGCCCAGAGCACAGCCUGGUCGACCAGCCCCUGCGCACCUUCGUCCGUGAGGUGGGCGCCCGCUCGGCAGCCCCAGGGGGCGGUUCCGUGGCCGCAGCCAGUGCAGCCAUGGGCGCCGCGCUGGCCUCCAUGGCCGGCCUGAUGACCUACGGGCGGCGCCAGUUCGAACACCUGGACGCGACCGUGCGGCGCCUGAUCCCGCCCUUCCAUGCGGCCUGGGCUGAGCUGACCACGAUGGUGGACGCCGACGCCCGGGCCUUCGAGGCCUACCUGAAAGCAACGAAGCUGCCCAAGAACACACCUGAGGACAAGGACAGACGCGCGGCUGCCCUGCAGGAGGGGCUGAAGCGGGCGGUGGCCGUGCCCCUGGCGCUGGCGGAGAUGGUGACCUCGCUGUGGCCGGCGCUGCAGGAGCUGGCCCUGUGCGUGAACCUGGCCUGCCGGUCGGACCUGCAGGUGGCAGUGAAGGCCCUGGAGACGGGUGUGUUUGGUGCGUAUUUCAAUGUGCUCAUCAACCUGAAGGAUGUCACCGAUGACGCGUUUAAGGACCAGGUGGGCAGGGCGCAUCUCCGGCCUCCUGCAGGAAGCCAAGACCCAGGCGGCACUGGUGCUGGACCAGCUGGAGGCCCGGCAGGAGUGACGGCCGGGCGGGGAACCUCACUGGACUCCGCUUCCCCCUGAGGCCACUCCAGACACAUCCCAUGGGGCCCAGAGAGGGGAGGGUGUGGGGGGCAGGUGUGUCUGGGGUUCGUGGUGUCACCUUCCGUCACCUGGAGCCUCCAGUAAAGUG
This is a messenger RNA of Eubalaena glacialis (North Atlantic right whale), 1804 nucleotides long. It is a transcript of the gene FTCD, whose product is annotated as formimidoyltransferase cyclodeaminase. Gene Ontology annotation, molecular function: transferase activity; folic acid binding. The record is from RefSeq and is a predicted model, not a curated record. The transcript has 14 exons. Bases 28 to 1695 code for a protein of 555 amino acids. NCBI's taxonomy places the organism in Eukaryota, Metazoa, Chordata, Mammalia, Artiodactyla, Balaenidae.